AUGUUCGACUUCUUCACAUAUGCAGACCCCACUCACGGCUUUGUCCAGUAUAUUGACCAAGGUUCAGCAUGGAACACUGGUCUGAUCAGCAAUGCCAACGACAAGGUCUACAUCGGAGUCGAUCAUACCAACAUCCAGCCCAAUGGUCGUCCCAGUAUCCGCUUGACUAGCAAGGCUGCCUACAAUUCCGGCACUCUUGUUAUCCUCGACCUGGAGCAUAUGCCCGGCAACGCCUGUGGUGCAUGGCCCGCCUUCUGGAUGGUUGGACCUAGCUGGCCCAAUGGUGGUGAGAUUGAUAUCAUUGAGGGUGUGAACACACAAAACCACAAUGCCAUGACAUUGCACACGGCAGACGGUUGUUCCAUCUACGACAACGGCAAUUUCACAGGUAGCCUCUGGUCCGACGACUGCUAUGUCAACGCACCGGACCAGACCGCAAACGAGGGCUGUCAGAUCACCACCAGCAACUACAACACUUACGGUGAUGGCUUCAACAACGUGGGAGGUGGUGUCUACGCCAUGGAAUGGACCGAUGAAGCAAUUAGCAUUUGGUUCUUCCAGCGUGGUUCUAUCCCUGCCAACGUCCUCAGUGCCAACCCCUCCCCGGACUACACCUGGGGUAAACCGCUUUCGCAAUUCACGGGCUGCUGUGACAUCCCCGAAUUUUUCUCGGACCAACAGAUUGUCUUCGAUGUGACAUUUUGUGGCGACUGGGCUGGCAGCGUUUGGAGCAGUGACUCUACAUGUUCAGCUCUGAGCGGCUCCUGCACCGACUACGUCGCCAACAACCCUCAGGCAUUCGGGAAUGCCUACUGGUCCAUCAACUCUCUGCGAGUCUUCGAGCAGACUGCAAAAUCUUCUGGAAAGGUUGCACUGCCCGCAUUCUGCAAUAAUAAUAAUAACCCAACACAAACUGAGACAUUCGUUAGUAGUGCUAGCACCACAUCGACGGAGACGGUGCCUGCUGAGACUACCUCGACCGUGUCUUCUACUGUCGCUUCAACGACUACAGAGACAUCGUCAACGCAAACCUCUUCGUCCGAACCCUCGUCGUCGACCGCCGAAACCUCGUCCACUGUCGAUACGCCAUCGACAAGCUCAAGUUCAUCAAGUUCUGCAGGCUCAAGUUCAUCGAGUUCUGCAAGCUCGUCAAGUGAUAGCCCCUCGUCCACCACACAAGCCUCGUCAAGCAACAAGCCCUCGUCGGCUGCUAAGAGUUCAUCAGCUGCGCAAGCCUCGUCGACUGCUGCAAAGACGUCGAGUGUUGACACAUCACCCGCACCUGCAUCGACUGCAGAGACGGCUACUGAGACAAGCUCCUCGCAAGCAUUGCCAUCGAUGACAAAUGUUGUGACGACUUUGGUCCUGGCUGUGGCUGCAGAUGCAAGCUCUACUGAGUGGACUACAGUGACGACGACACUUCGCCAAGUGGUAUCGGUGCCGCCGCUCUCAGAACCAAGCCCAACAGAGCCGCCAUCGCCCACCGAGAACAUCGAGACAACACCAGCCGCAAAUGCCGAGACGACCCCCACAGCACAAUCGUUUGCCGAGACCAAGGUUCUCACGACCAUUGUGCAGGCAGUAUCGGCCGAUGCAACGACAACAGUGUGGACGACCCUCACAACGAGCAUCGAGCGCGCCAUCACAGCUCCUGUGGAUACCACAAUCACACAAUGGACCACUCAGCAAGUCAACCAGGCUGUCUACACGACCAUGUGGACAACCAUCACAAGUACCGUCAACUUCCAAAAGGCGAGACGCACCGCUCUUCCCGAAAGCUUGAUGCUGAAAGGCGAGUCGGCGGCGGCAUCACAAUCGACACGGAUUGAAGCACCCAGCCCUAGCAGGCGCUGGCUCCCUCGACACUGGGGCCGAGCACGCAUCUAA
This is a messenger RNA of Aureobasidium musti, 1887 nucleotides long. Lineage: Eukaryota; Fungi; Ascomycota; Dothideomycetes; Dothideales; Saccotheciaceae. The record is from the annotation of a GenBank genome assembly.